Messenger RNA from Mycena indigotica, 1497 nucleotides. RefSeq names its product alpha-1,2-Mannosidase. The record is from RefSeq and is a predicted model, not a curated record. Gene Ontology annotation, molecular function: calcium ion binding; mannosyl-oligosaccharide 1,2-alpha-mannosidase activity. Gene Ontology annotation, cellular component: Golgi membrane; endoplasmic reticulum. Lineage: Eukaryota; Fungi; Basidiomycota; Agaricomycetes; Agaricales; Mycenaceae. The transcript has 15 exons. Gene Ontology annotation, biological process: carbohydrate metabolic process; N-glycan processing. The coding region runs from base 1 to 1497 and encodes 498 amino acids.
AUGGACGCAAUGGGUAUGCUUCAAGUGGGGCGCAACCAUCGUCGAUGCUUUGCCGACAAUAGUAAGUUGUACAUCGGCAGUCUUUCUGAUUCUAAUAGAUUGGCUAGUACCUUAUGGGCCUCGAAGCCGAAUUCCUCGAAGCUGUCAACUAUACCGCCCACAUCGAUUUCAGCCGAUCGAAGACAUCCGAAUCCGUCAGGUAUCUUCUCUUUUAACCCUCGAUUCUUUGUUUCUGAUACCUGCAGUGUAUUCGAAACAACGAUCCGCUAUCUCGGCGGCCUUCUGUCGGCUUAUGAGCUCAGCGGGAAGAAACACCCCGAACUACUCGCAAAGGCCACCGAAGUUGCAGACAAGAUGGCAUAUGCAUGGGUUGGCGAGAACCCAAUUCCUUUCGGCUUCAUCGACUUCGCCACCAACACGCCCGAGCAGCGGAGCUCCAACAUCGCUGAAGCCGGCACCCUCAGUCUCGAGGGCUAUAUCUUGAGUCAACACAGUGGUAAUGCCACGUACGGCGACAAGGCCGUCAAGGCCCUGGCGCAUAUCGCGAACUUGCCCGCUCCGUUACCAGGACUGGCUGCUCAGGGAAUCGACCCGAAAACUGGAAACUUCGUCGGCGGAUACGUCAGCUGGGGCGGUGGAAGCGACUCCUACUUCGAAUACCUGCUCAAAUACGCUCGCCUGAGCAAUACCAAAGACAACAUCUACAUGGACACCUGGAAGACCGCUGUUGACUCGUCGAUCAAACAUCUCCUCCGCAAAUCAACCGUGGGUAACCACGUUUAUCUCGGCGACUACGAUGACGCCGGCAGAGUCCGUCACAUCUCAUCCCACCUUGCCUGCUUCCACGCCGGAAACUGGAUGCUCGGCGGCAAGUUGCUCAAGAACCAAACUAUCAUUGACAUUGCGCUCGAUCUGAACGAGGCUUGCUGGAACACCUACUCCAGCACCCAGACUGGCAUCGGGCCAGAGGCUUUCGCUUUCGAGUCUAGCGAAGGCAACUUCACUGGUCGUUCACCUCCGACUGCCGCCCAGGCCGCAUUCUACAAGGAGCAUGGCUUCUACAUCACUGAUGCGUUCUACAUCCUCAGACCCGAAGUGCUCGAGUCCAACUUCCACGCAUGGCGCAUUACCGGCAAGAGCAAGUACCUCGACAGAGCCGGCGAUGCGAUUGAUUCAUUCAUGAAAUACCUUCCGUCCACUGUCGGCUAUGCGUCGCUCAACGACGUCAAUGAUGCUUCGAGGGGCCAGAUGGAUGACACCCAGAGCUUCUGGUUCGCCGAAGUCCUCAAAUAUCUCUGGUUGACUUUCGACGAUCCCAAGACCAUCUCCCUUGACGACUAUGUCUUCAACACCGAGUGCCAGCCUUUCCGCGCCCCAGCCAGUCUGCCCUCGUACGACUCUGGUAGCUUCAUCCCUAGCAAGCCCUUCAAAAUCCAGACCGGUGACCUCCCUGAAGUCAGCCCGUUUAUGAAGAAGAUCGUGGCCCAAAAGCAGUAG